AUGGAGGUCGUGCUUGGGGCACUGCCAAGCCUCCUCCCCAAGCUCGGUGAGCUGCUUGCCGACGAGUACAACCUGCAAAAGGAGGUGAAAGGGGGAAUCAUGUUCCUCCGAGAUGAGCUCAAGAGCAUGAAGGCUGCCCUUGAGGAUAUCUCCAAGACUCCACCUGACCAACUUCCAAGUGGGGAUAAGGUUUGGGCAAGGAAUGUGAGAGAGUUGUCCUACGACAUAGAGGACAACAUCGACACAUUCAUGGUGCAAGUCAAGGGCCAUCAUUUGGCCAAAAAGCAUGGCUUCAAGAAGUUCAUCGACAAAACCCUUGGUUCCUUGAUGCAGCCCAAGAUUCGCCGCAAGAUUGCUAUUGACAUAAGUGAUAUCAAGAGUCGUGUUGUAGAGGUGCACGACCGGCACCGCAGGUACGAGGUCAACCACAGUGUUGAUAAGCCUGUCAAAGUUGAUCCCCUUGCAUUGGUUGCAAUGGUUCGAUAUAAGAAUCCGAUGGAGCUAGUUGGCAUUGAGGAGUCAAGGGAUGAGGUAAUCAAGAUUCUGAUAGAAGGCAAUGAAGCGUCCAAGGAACAAAAGAAGAUAGUUUCCAUUGUGGGAUUUGGUGGUUUAGGAAAGACAACUCUUGCUAAUGCUGUGUAUGAAGAGCUUAGGACAGGCUUUGAUUGCUCAGCUUUUGUAUCGGUGUCUCAAACUCCUGACAUGAAUACACUAUUCAAGAACAUGUUUUAUCAAUUCGCUGAGAAGAAAACUGAUAGUAUUGAUAUCAUCGGCAAACUAAGAAAAUUCCUUCGGGAUAAGAGGUACUUAGUUAUUAUUGAUGACAUAUGGAAAAUCACAGACUGGGAAAUGAUCAAAUGUGCUCUGCCCGAUGACAGUGUUGAAUAUAGGAUCAUCACAACUACUCGUAUUUUCGCAAUUGCUAAAGAAAUUGGCGGUCCUUACAAGAUGAAGCCCCUUUCUCUGGAAAACUCUAGGAUAUUAAUGUAUGGAAGAAUAUUUGGGAAAGAAGACAAAGACAAAUGCCCCGAUGAACAGCUAGAAGAAGUGUCAAAUAGAAUACUAAAGAAAUGUGAUGGUGUUCCCUUAGCUAUUAUCACGAUCGCGAGUUUGCUGGCUAGUAAAGGAACAGACAAAUUGGAGUGUGAAGAGAACGUUGUUAGUAUACAGAACAAUAUGGGUCAAUCAUCUGAAUCAAAAAGGGUUCGAAGGCUAUCCCUUCAAAAUAGCAAGGCUAGUCAUGAUAAACCUGAGGCUACAUUGAGCAAAGAGCAUCAUGUGAGGUCAGUUAUUGCCUUUCAAUCCGCUAUUGACUACAUACCAACAGUCCUUGAGAACUUCAACAUUUUGCGUGUACUGGAUUUAGAAGGAUGUGAUCUUUCACAAAGCAACAGCAUUAAGUAUCUUGGUAAUUUACUUCAUUUGAGUUGGACAACAGUGUCAGAAGGGAUAGUAGGCAGCUUGACAGCCCUCGAAGAGCUUUCAAGUCUACGCAUCGACGGUAAAGGGAUGAUGCUAGAAGAGCUGGCCCAUCUAACAGAGCUGAAGGUGCUGGAUCUUAAGAUCAGCAUCGACAAAUCCGUGGAUGGCAUGGACAAAUCCGUGGUGGAGUUCCUAAACAAGCUCUGUAAAAUUCAGAGUCUAGAAAUCAACAUUGCAAGUAGGGAAUGCGACAUGGAUGGUUGGGUUGUCACCGCCCCUCAAAACCUCCGUAUAUUGAUUCUACAGGGCCCUUUCUGGUUUGCUACGCUGCCUGCUUGGUUGAAGGCGAAUCCCUCCAUCCUUGUGAGCCUCUCCAGCCUCAAGAUCGGAGUGAAGCGGCUGCAGCAGGAGGAUCUCGAAAUCUUAGGGAGGUUGCCGGCUCUCCACUAUCUAAGUCUGACAGUGAGCCAUGAGGAUCUAGGGAUCCUUCGGAGAUUAGUUGUUGGUGCUUGCUCGUUCCCAUGCCUCAUGCUCUGCAGGUUGUGGGGAUUUGGAGGGCCUGUGGCGUUUGAGCAAGGAGCCAUGCCAAGGCUCGUGGAUCUUGGGUUUGACUUCCCAGUGCAGCGGACGAGAAAAAACAACGACAGUUUCGACUUGGGCCUAGGGAUCCUGCGGUCGCUGCAGAGGGUCAACGUUCGGUUGGAACGUGAAGGUGCAAGCGAGGAGGAGGUGAAGGAAGCAAUGGCUGCGGAUGUGCCCAGCACCGAGGAGGUGGAGGAAGCAAAGCCUGUGAUCAGGAUCUGUGAUGUAUCAUGGACUGACGAAGAUGAAGGAAUUGGAAGUCUGAUGGACUAG
This is a messenger RNA of Miscanthus lutarioriparius, 2277 nucleotides long. NCBI's taxonomy places the organism in Eukaryota, Viridiplantae, Streptophyta, Magnoliopsida, Poales, Poaceae. The record is from the annotation of a GenBank genome assembly.